Messenger RNA from Paramormyrops kingsleyae, 1743 nucleotides. RefSeq names its product ADP-ribosylarginine hydrolase (gene adprh). Gene Ontology annotation, biological process: protein de-ADP-ribosylation. Gene Ontology annotation, molecular function: magnesium ion binding; ADP-ribosylarginine-[protein] hydrolase activity. Lineage: Eukaryota; Metazoa; Chordata; Actinopteri; Osteoglossiformes; Mormyridae. The record is from RefSeq and is a predicted model, not a curated record.
AGGAGUCUAAGUUUAGAUCACUCGUGGAGCGCAUUGGCUCUCUGCGUGUCCGUUUAGGUGACGGACAGUCACAAGUCACCUGCUGUGCAUGCGAAAUUUUACAGGGACGGAUUAAAAAUAUCGAAGUACUUAAGCUUACUGAAGCUAUACGUUCACGUUUUAUCAAAACAAUAAGGAAUUUUGGGCAUUCUGAAUCCAGUUUCAUUGAAAUCAGAACAAUUGCGCUUGUUUGUGGCGAAGUUUUGAGGAAAGCCGCGGUGUAUACUGGUGACUGUAGCCGGGUCUCGAAGUGACCAACCAAGGGAGGAGUUUCACGAUGGCUGGGCAGGCUUCCCUUGAACACUACAAGGCAGGGAUGUUACUGAGCGGCGUGGGGGACGCCCUGGGCUACCGGAACCAGCUGUGGGAGUACAACGAAUCGGGGCCCGCCAUUCACCAGGAGCUGCAGGAGAUGGGUGGCCUCCAGGACAUUUCUGUUGAGCUUCCUGAUUGGCCGGUCAGUGAUGACACCGUCUUGCACCUAGCAACUGCAGAGGCUCUUGCAAGUGGAAAGAAGGGGGAAGAGCUCCUGCAUGAGGUUGCGUUCCGCUAUAUAGAAGGCAUGAAAGACAUGGAUGGCAGGAAGCCUGGACCUUCAAGUGUCUGGGGGGUGUCCCAGUUGAGACCAGGUGCUGCAGGGGGGUACAGAGUGCCCUAUAACCCCGAGGGAACUGGCUGUGGGGCUGCCAUGAGGUCUAUGUGUAUUGGUCUUAGGUACCCACACCCAGAGCAGCUCUCAACUUUAGUCUCUGUUGCCGUAGAAACUGGAAGGAUGACUCACCCACAUCCCACCGGCUUCCUCGGAGCGAUAGCAUCUGCCCUCUUCACUUCAUAUGCCGUCCAGCGCCGGCCAAUCAUGAGCUGGGGGCUGGGGCUGGUGAAUGAGGCCUGCCCCAUUGCCAGGAGUUUCAUCCAGUCACAGAACUACGCUGUGGAGGAGACCGAGAGGGACUGGGGCUACUUCACAGAGAAGUGGAAAUGGUACCUGGCAGAAAGAGGCCUGUUGUCUGGAGUGGGACCCAUCUUCUGGCCUAAUCCCUAUGGACCUGAAGAGAGGGACCUGGCCUAUAAGAGCUUCAGCCUGGCUGGUUGGGCAGGCCGCAGUGGGCAUGAUGCACCAAUGAUUGCACUGGAUGCCCUGCUGGGGGCAGGGUCCGACUGGGCCGAGCUCAUGAGUCGUGCGGGUUUUCAUGGAGGUGACAGUGACAGUACUGCCGUGAUCGCCUGCUGCUGCUGGGGACUGUUGCACGGCACUGAGGGGGUCCCCGAGAGCAACUACAGCAAGCUGGAGUACAGGGAGAGGCUGGAGAGCAGUGCAGAGAGGCUGUACGCGCUGUCGCAUUGAGAGCAGAGGCGCACAAAGGCCCCACCCAGGUCCUGGGCUCGCUGAAGGAGUGAUAAACUACAGAAAGCUGAUGACUUACCGUGACGAUCUGCGAAUAAUCACACUUAACAAUUUACAAUGUGUUUUUGUAGUAUAAUGUAAUUAUUUUACAAAAAGACAUUUUUGAUUAAUACUGUUAAUAUUAUUACUUGAUUAAUAUUAUUUGUUGCUUUUCUAGUUGUUAAAGUCAGAUAAAGCAUCACAACCAUGUACAAAUCUCAAUAAUGUGCAGGAAAUGAAAGGUGUUGAUUUGUAAAUGUAAUGUGCACAUGUUUUAUUAACCAUCUGUAUCAAUAAUAAACUACAGUAUUAGAUGCUGA